This is a messenger RNA of Echinops telfairi (small Madagascar hedgehog), 2196 nucleotides long. RefSeq names its product ubiquitin like domain containing CTD phosphatase 1 (gene UBLCP1). Gene Ontology annotation, molecular function: protein serine/threonine phosphatase activity; protein binding. The record is from RefSeq and is a predicted model, not a curated record. Gene Ontology annotation, biological process: protein dephosphorylation. Gene Ontology annotation, cellular component: nucleus. NCBI's taxonomy places the organism in Eukaryota, Metazoa, Chordata, Mammalia, Afrosoricida, Tenrecidae. Bases 219 to 1175 code for a protein of 318 amino acids. The transcript is spliced from 11 exons.
AAACAGAGAGCAGCUCUCUAAUGAGCAGCGUGUUUCCGCCUCUAGCCACUUACUUCCGGUUCAUCCGCCGGUUACGCGCCCUGUCCUUCACUUCCGGUCGCCGGGAUUCCGCUGUGGGUAAUUCCUGCGUCCGCUGCCCCUGGCUCUGCCGCUCUCCAGGUUGAAAUUUUCCCCCUCGAUAUUUUUCUGAUUGGACUGCCUCGUCAUAUGUUUCAAAGAUGGCUGUUCCUCUGAUUGUGAAAUGGGGUGGACAGGAAUAUUCAGUGACCACACUAUCCGAAGAUGAUACUGUGCUAGAUCUCAAGCAGUUUCUCAAGACCCUUACAGGAGUCCUGCCAGAGCGACAGAAGUUACUUGGACUCAAAGUUAAAGGCAAACCAGCAGAAAAUGAUGUUAAGCUUGGAGCUCUCAAACUGAAACCAAAUACUAAAAUCAUGAUGAUGGGAACUCGUGAGGAGAGCUUGGAAGAUGUCUUAGGUCCACCCCCUGACAAUGAUGACGUUGUCAAUGACUUUGAUAUUGAAGAUGAAGUAGUUGAAGUGGAGAAUAGAGAAGAAAACCUCCUGAAAAUCUCUCGCAGAGUCAAAGAGUACAAAGUGGAAAUUUUAAAUCCUCCCAGGGAAGGGAAAAAACUUUUGGUACUAGAUGUUGAUUAUACUUUGUUUGACCACAGGUCUUGUGCAGAGACUGGGGUAGAAUUAAUGCGGCCAUAUCUUCAUGAAUUCCUAACAUCUGCCUAUGAGGACUAUGACAUUGUUAUUUGGUCUGCAACAAAUAUGAAGUGGAUUGAAGCUAAAAUGAAAGAGCUGGGCGUGAGUACAAAUGCAAACUAUAAGAUCACCUUUAUGUUGGACAGCGCUGCUAUGAUAACAGUGCACACUCCGAGGCGAGGACUCAUCGACGUAAAACCUCUUGGUGUAAUAUGGGGAAAGUUUUCAGAGUUUUACAGCAAAAAAAACACCAUUAUGUUCGAUGACAUAGGAAGAAAUUUUCUAAUGAACCCACAGAAUGGACUAAAGAUAAGACCUUUCAUGAAAGCACAUCUAAAUCGAGAUAAAGACAAAGAAUUAUUAAAGUUGACCCAAUAUCUCAAGGAAAUAGCAAAAUUAGAUGAUUUUUUGGAGCUAAAUCACAAGUAUUGGGAAAGGUAUCUUUCAAAGAAGCAAGGACAGUAACUAAGUUAUGCUGACAGUUACUGAAGAUACUUGAGACCCAUGAACUUCUUGCUGUUAUGCUAGAAAUCAUUCUGAUAGUGCUGGACACUGAAGCAAAUACCAGACUGCUUAUACUUGGUCUUCCAGUGUUUUGUAAAUUUAAUUUUAUAUUUUUUGAAGAUCAUAGCAAUAUGCUUUAAAAGAAAUCCAUUUUUCCUAUAUGUAUAUAAGAAAUAUUAUCCCCAGCAUUGAUUAGUAAGUUUUUCCCCUACACCCCACUCACCUCACAGAAAAUUUGCUCAAAGAUGUUAUUUUGUAACUUUGGAAACAAGUUACAUCUUAUGUUUUUGUCUCAAGUUUUUGUCUCACUAACUCAAAGACCAAACCCAGCUUGAAACUGAAGUUUUUCCUUUUAAAACCCAAAAAAAGUUUUUGAAUAAUGGUCCUCGUAUUUAAGUAUGUUUAAAUUACCAAGUUUUUAAAAAUUCAUUUAUCAUUGACAGAAUUUCUUGUCUGUGUGAUCCACUACUUAGCUCUCUAAAUUCUGAGCUGUCUCUGGUCUGUAUGUGUGACACUGUUCUUUGAGUAAAACUGGAAAUGAUACAAAUGGGUCAUAGGAUGAGAAAUAGAAAACAUAGACUAAAGAAUAAAUAAGGAAAAGAGUGUGCUUCUUUGUAGUGUUAUAAAGCACGCUUGUCUGAAAAAAAAAAUUGCUCUAAAAGCAAUUAAAGGCAGUCACUUUUAAAGUGGGACAUAUCAUUGUUUGAACCCUAAAAGCAUGAACAGUUUUUGUUCUGUUCCAGCUGUUUCUGUCUAAGUGCAAACAGCGUGCUGCAGUAAAAAUAUCACCAUAGGAAUAAAAAAUUGCAUUGCUUAAGUCUGCACUAUAGCUUUGUAAUUGGCCCUGUUUUGUGUUGACAGUAUUGCUUUAUAGAGUUACUGUAUUUGAAAGGAAUCUCAUCCUUUUAAAUGAACAUGGUGUAUAUUGUUCUUAUGGGACUAUUUCAGUGGUGUAAAUAAUAAAUACCUUUUCUUAAAACAU